UAAACCCUGGUUAAGAUAGCCAAGCAACUUCCGGUCACUUCGUCUCACGAUAAAAGAUGGCGGCCUAUUCCCGAUCUGGGUUCCCGUUACCGUCUGUCCUUGCUCUCGUCGUCGAUUUUGCUUCUACUCACCGACUCCAUCCGCUGCUUCAGUAGAGGUUUGAUAUGUGCCCUUCAGCCCCAAUAUCUGUUCAGCUUUGUAUCAAUAAACAUUGGUCUGAUGAAGAAGUUAUACAGUUAUUAGGAGGAAGAACUAUUGGGGAUCUGAUCCUGGCGAAUCUGAUCACUGGGGUCGAUCCUUUCAACAUCGAACCAUCGAAUUCUUCUGGUUAGCCUUGAAUUGAUUAAUACUUAUACCCUUGUCGUGGUUUGCAUACAACUGUCAGAAGAUUCUUGGUACUUGUGCAACUCCAAAGGCCAGCAAUAUCCUAACAGGAGAAAUACAAUUACAGAGACAAAGUCUGGAUUCUGGAGAAUAAAGGAUGAGUGCAGAAUAUUCACGAAUACCACUUGUGUUGGUAGGAAAACGACAAUGGAAUAUUAUGAAGGGAAAUUACCCAAGGGAAAUAAAACUAGGUGGAUGAUGAUUAAAUAUCAGGUAGAGUGUAAGACUGGGAAUGGGUUUAAUCAACAAAAGGACUAUAAUUCAUUAUGCAGAGUUUUCUUGCAAAAUGAUUGGACAGAAUAUGAAGAACAACACUAUUCUGCUAGUGCCAAUGUUGGUGGUGAAUAUAUCAUCCAAUUGGUGCAAGUCUAUCGAGAACCAGAAGAAACAAAUUUACCUUCCAAAAAUGUGCUCAACAGAUCCCUGGGGCAACCGGCAUUCUCUGAAAGUGUUGGUGAACCAUUACAUGAGAAUGUAGUGGAAGAGAUAGAAUCAAAUUGCAAUUUUUCAAUUGGAGAUUACCUGGAACUGAAUGAUUUAAUGAGUCCAGAGACAUCUUCAUCCAGUUCAAACAAUUCCAGCUGUGUGUCAACCAAUUCUUAUGACUACUUUGAUGCUGAUGCAUUUUUGUUUUCUGUUGGGGAUGAAGACAACAUGAGAUCUGAUGAAGAAUAUUUAGAUCGUAGAUUUAGUAUCCCUAUCUUAAUUGAAUCAAGUCAGACUGCUGUUAGGCCUUCCUCACCAGGCUCAAUUCAUGGCAAUAACAAUAUCGUGACUGAAGAGAAUAUGGCUACCAGUUCACUGCCUCGAAACGAAAUUUUAGACCAAGGACUUCCUGUAUCUAAUGAGGAGGUGCAGCGCACGAGAGAUGAUAAAUCAGAAAAAUCUGAGGGCAGUCAGACAAACCAAGUUGCUGAUAGUUCAUUUGAUGUCAGGAGUAUGCAGGGUAAUGGAUUGAAGAAGACUGGUAAGAUUGCAAAGCUUGGCAAGAAAUACUGCUGCUUUGGAUCAUUUUAGUCAGUCAUCUCACUCAUCCUAUAGUUGUCGACAAAGUAGAUUAUGAGGUCAUUCUAAUGAAGAAUUGCAAUUGACUAGCAUCUUUGCUGGGAAGCUUGGGUUCAAAAUCUAGAGAAACACUGCCUUUUUUUGUCAGUGUUCUUUGAACAAGAGUUGUCUCACUAAUUAGAACUUCAUCUGGAGGUGGUUAGGAAUUCAAGUUGCAGAUUUCAUUGAGAAAUCCUUGCCAUAUGGCAUAUUGUAUCUUCACACAGCUUCUGUUGUAUUGCACUAGUUACCUCAGCAGUCACAGUAUCAGUUACAUCUUCUGCUUUAUUAGGGGGCAUCUGGAGGAUCAUUGCUAUUAGGUUUCAUCUUAGAUUCACCCAGUUUAUGUGAAUAAAUAAAAUCAUAGCAGAUGGGUGUUGAUUUCACAGUAUGUUAAACAGUAUGUUUCCAUUCUCUUCCUUGAUCUAAUGUGAAUUAUAUAGUUUGUUA
Musa acuminata AAA Group (dessert banana) is the source of this 1878-nucleotide messenger RNA. Its product is annotated as NAC domain-containing protein 26-like. Gene Ontology annotation, biological process: regulation of DNA-templated transcription. NCBI's taxonomy places the organism in Eukaryota, Viridiplantae, Streptophyta, Magnoliopsida, Zingiberales, Musaceae. The record is from RefSeq and is a predicted model, not a curated record. Gene Ontology annotation, molecular function: DNA binding. The transcript is spliced from 6 exons. Bases 532 to 1401 code for a protein of 289 amino acids.